Molecule: messenger RNA, 490 nt
Organism: Antechinus flavipes (yellow-footed antechinus)
Lineage: Eukaryota; Metazoa; Chordata; Mammalia; Dasyuromorphia; Dasyuridae
Gene: COXFA4
Product: NDUFA4 mitochondrial complex associated
Exons: 4
Coding region: 97-345 (82 amino acids)
Source: RefSeq, a predicted model, not a curated record
CUCCUCUGCGGUGACAUUGGAUUUAGAGCCGCGAACUAAAGAACCCGCGAACGCAGCCUCCGAGUCCCGCAGCCGCCCCAUCCCGCCGCCGCCGCCAUGCUCCGCAUGAUCCUCAACCAGGCCAAGAAGCACCCGAGCUUGAUCCCCCUGUUUGUGUUCAUCGGAGCCGGGGGCACCGGGGCCACGCUGUACGUGCUGCGCCUGGCGCUCUUCAACCCCGAUGUCAGUUGGGACAGAAAGAAUAACCCAGAACCUUGGAACAAAAUGAAUCCCACUGAUCAGUACAAGUUCUAUUCAGUCAAUGUGGAUUAUAGCAAACUGAAGAAAGAAGGCCCAGAAUUCUAAGUGAAAACGAUGCUUUCUUGACUGAGAAUGAAGGUCUUCCACAAGCCAUCCGCACAAUUCUUUACACAACUAGGAAAUGUUGAUUUUCCCCUUAAUGCAUGAAAUCAUGUUGAGUUUAACAGACAAAUAAAGAUGUGAAACUUGA